UCGAAGAUGUCAACAGAAAAACAGUCCACAUGGAAAACGUGACGUUUCAGAGAAUACCGAUCAGAAUGAGAUAUGUUCAUGUGUUUGCAUGUGUACUAAAGAGAAUGCAGUAGCUUUUAUCGGAGUGAAGUUUUGCAAAAUUAGAAGCACCUAUCCCUAGCAUAGCUCUGUUUGUGUGGGAGAUUCGGUUUUAAGAUUUACGGGGCUGACUAAAUACGUGCCACCACCUGCUGUAAAGAAAGCCGCGUGUACUUUAUUAGCUGAUGCCUUAUGGUAAAGGUGCUGAGAUCUGUAAACAGUUUAUGCAAAACAUUUUGAAUUCUUCAUCAGGAUAACUCAUGACAAAGGCAGUUGCCGUGUCUGCUGGGCCUUACAUCUGUAGGCUGACACAUUGUUUGAGUAAGAGAUGGAUCUGGCAAGAAGUGCUCCACCACAAACUGGAAGAACACAACAGGAUGAUACAGCUGGCAGUGUAAGGCAAGAUGAGUCACAAACUGGACCCUUUGCAAAUGUACUCUUCCGUGAAAUUCACAAGAAUGCUUUGCUGAGAAAACUGACAGUGGAGAAGAGAAUGGGAGCAUUUCCUAAGAAAGGUGAACGCGUCUGGGUUGUUUUUUGUGUACACGAUGAUUCAGAGCCACUACUUGAAAUUUAUAACUGUAAGAACAAAGCUGUUACUCAUAAGCCAGACUGGUUCGUCUCUCUCAGCAACUGCUUGCAUGUUUCACCUACGAUCUGUCCCCAAGAAGAUGAAUAUGAGUUUGUAAUUACCUUGAGUUCUGAUGUUGUCCGUCUUACAGCACCUUCCUGGGACUUAAUGAUGGAAUGGGUGGAAUGCAUAAGCUCAAAACUACGGGAAAUGCACAUACUGUCUCCACGUGAAAAUGUAUAUAGCAAAAACCCAGAGACAGGGCCUCGACUUCCAUUAGCACCUACACGUGAUCCCAACUCGCCACUUCCACCACCACCUGCAGGCCCUGCCACAGCUGUACCUGGUAUUGAACAAGUUGCCAGUACUGGAGGAGAAAGUUCAAGUGCAGAGCAGUCGCAUGAUUUUCCAAAUAGUUCUGCUUCAUCUUCGGAAGACACAACUUCUUCUGUGCAGCAAUUGAAUUAUGAUGAUGUUACUGUGCAACAGAGGGCAUGCACCACAUCGCUAUACAUCACUCAGUCAGAGCCGCCAGUUUACUCAAGGUCUCGUCACGUUCUUUGUCGUACAUCUUCUGUUCCUGAUUCAAGUUCUUUGAAUGCAUUAGCUCGUUCUCCAGUAGCACUACGAAGUCCAGCAAGAGAUGCUCAUAAUUUCGUCACAGAUACAGAUGAUAAUGUGACAGUUGUUCGUGUCAACUCUGACCAUGUUCCACUGUCGGCAGGUUACCACCCAGCGGCCAUCUUUGACUUUAGCACAGCUGCAACACAGAUGAGUGUCAACCAGACUGAAUGUGACAAUGCUGCUGGACCAGUUGAACAGAAUGAAGUAAGUGAUACCUCACUUAGAAAUAUGACAGAUGCUAGACAGAAUCUAUCAGAUGUACAGACAGAAGUAGUACACUCAAAUAAUGUGGCACCAGAUGCCUCAGAUUCCAGUGACAGUCAUUACGAAUGUGUAUUUUUGGCUCGCACACCUGCAGAAACAGCUACAACCCUAAAAUCGGAAGAUGAGAGUCCAACUCUGUUGGUGGAUAGUCCUCUUCUAGCUAGUACAUUGCAAGACACAGUAGUUCCUGCAGAUGGAUAUCAGAGAAAUGGCAGAUUCAGAGCUGUCUCAGGGUCAGAGACACAGGUUUUAAGAUCUGUAUUAAAUCCACCUGCUAUGGAGGCUGCAAAUUUGCACAGGGCUUCCGAUGCUGAGAGGCAGAGUAGCACCUAUUUGCCUCCGAGACCGACUGAUAGGCAAGACAGUGUGCCUGCGACCUCUCCAAGAGCAGAUGUUGUGAGGAGACCUGGCGGUUAUUCUACUAAUCAAAGUGAAAGACAGGAAACGUCGGCAGGUAGCACAUUGAGAGUUGGAGGAUCUGGACUGACAGCAGGUCGACUGACAGAAAGGUGUGAAACAUCUUUGCAAGGUGCACCAUCAGCAUCACAGAGAGCUGUAAUCACUUCGAUUGGUAGAAUCCCAGAGAGGUCAGAUCAUAUUUCUGCCUCUGCCACGAGAGGAGCCGAUGUUGAGAGGCAACUACAGCCUGCACCACAUCCUUAUCACAGACAGGUUUCAUUAGAAAGUGUAACAAGUGGCAAUAGUGGUGUUGCUGUUAGUCGAAUGACGCUAAGGGAGCAACAAGUCUUUCAGUUACGCCGUGAAAUGGCACAUCCUGGUGGAGUUAGAUUGCAGUUACGUCGUAAGGACUGUGUGGGAUCUGUUGCACUUGUUGAUAUAUUUGGUUCUGUGUGGAUAGCUGGCUGGAAGCAGCGUGAACAUCCAAUGUUGUACAAUGCCCUGCAUAUUGGUGAUCAGCUUUUAACAGUUGUAGGAGUUCCUGUUCAGAGUGCGACAGAUGCCAACAGGCUUAUUAGAGGAGCCAUGGGACUCUAUGUGGAGCUCGUUAUUCGUCGUGUACCAUUUGGACGUGUGUUUGCCAUUCAUCGAGAGGCAGACGGACAGAGUUUAGGUGUGCUGCAGGAAGGCAAUACAGCUGAAGUACGUGAUGUUGUAGCUAACUCUCCAGCAGCUCGGGCCGGUUUGGCUCCUCGAGCACCAACGUGUGAUGGACUGUCACUCACCACAUGGACUCUCACGGAGAUAAAUGGUCGACCCUUAAACCUGUUCUUCAAGGACGGAGAAGUUCGUGACCGUCUGAAUGCUGUCGGAAAAGAGGUUUCUGUCUUAGUACAGCCUUCUGACUUUGUGAGGCAGCUUAAGAAGCAGCUGAAAGCCAUCAGAGGUUAUAAGGAUUAUAUUGUGCAAUAGUGGAGGUGUUUUAUUUUCCUUAAACAUCACAUGUCCUGUCCACAGCCAUCUACCUUUCUUCACAUACAUAUUUACUGACAGUAGUUGUCUUUGCCCUGCCUUUUCUUCACACACCUUUCCCCAAAUAGCUUGGGUCCAUGCCAUCCAAGAUAUCUACCCAGUGUAUCAUUCAUUUAGACUUAUUUUACAUUCCUAUCCUUCAUUUUAUCAUAGAUAUAUAUUAUAGAGUAAAUAUCAUUUUUUUAAAGUUUCGUCUUCCAGUGAGGUGUCUGGUGCCUUCAGAAUAAGCAUACUGUGAUACGUAAUUGCUAUAAUAGACUUUAGCUUACAUUUGUUAUGAAAAUAUCAUAACACUUACAAAUUAUGCUGCUGCUUACUGGUAUUAAGAGAUAAGUAUUUGCGACAACUGAA
Messenger RNA from Schistocerca cancellata (South American locust), 3319 nucleotides. RefSeq lists its product as uncharacterized. The record is from RefSeq and is a predicted model, not a curated record. The coding region runs from base 407 to 2908 and encodes 833 amino acids. The transcript has 13 exons. Lineage: Eukaryota; Metazoa; Arthropoda; Insecta; Orthoptera; Acrididae. Gene Ontology annotation, cellular component: cytoplasm; plasma membrane.